This is a messenger RNA of Erpetoichthys calabaricus (reedfish), 5558 nucleotides long. Its product is annotated as neurotrypsin. Gene Ontology annotation, cellular component: membrane. Gene Ontology annotation, biological process: proteolysis. NCBI's taxonomy places the organism in Eukaryota, Metazoa, Chordata, Cladistia, Polypteriformes, Polypteridae. The transcript has 14 exons. Gene Ontology annotation, molecular function: serine-type endopeptidase activity. The coding region runs from base 425 to 2959 and encodes 844 amino acids. The record is from RefSeq and is a predicted model, not a curated record.
UAGCUGUCAGAUCACUACAACUGAGAACGCAGGGACUGCAUCUGUAGGACAGGAGGGAACCACCCAGCUAGACCGCUAGGUGCGUCAACAUUUGGGAGCCUUCGGUGCAUCUUAAUGACUAUCACGUCUGUUGGUGGUGUCUCAACGAGCUAGCGGGGGCAGUGCCACCUGUUUAGGCUCACUCUGCGUGGAUCUCUGCACUGCUGUUCACUACCAGCCGGCUCCUUCAGAACACUCGAGCUGCUCGUUAGGCAGAGUGGCGCGCUGCGGGCAUCUCAGAAACGAUCCAGGCAGAGGGGAAACCUUGCAGAACCACACCCUGGGACCGCUCGAGCUUUCCGCUUGGGUGGUCUUCAACCGGCUUGUGGCGGAGGCGAUGGUGAGCACUGCGUGGGGAAUCGAGAAGUAGACCGGCGGUGCCAACAUGGUCACGGAGCAGCAGGAAAUACCCUCUUUGAUCUUUUUGAGUACCUGCCUUCUUUUGGGGCGUUGCCAGCAGGAUUCAAGGCACGGAGAAAGCUAUCUGAACUCCUUAUAUGACACAGCACCACUGUCCUGCUCCGAAGGUUUCACUGAACAAGGUUAUUACAAUGGUACGAUUUCACAGACGGACUCGGGUUCAGAGUGCCUCAAGUGGACUGAGUUUCCAGACUACCUCAUCCAGUACCCUGAUCGCGGACUAGGUGAACAUAAUUUCUGUAGAAACCCUGACCGUGAGUCCAGCCCUUGGUGCUUUUAUCGUCAAAGCACAGGUACUAUCGGAUGGGCCUACUGUGAUUGCCACCAAGGUGCUGUGCGCUUGAUAGGAGGGUCAUUGAUCAGUGGCCGAGUGGAGAUCUAUCUGAAUGGCCACUGGGGGUCAGUGUGUAAAAAGCACUGGAUGGACCAAGAUGCCAGUGUCAUCUGCAGGCAACUGGGUCUUGGGGAAAUUGGUUCAGCCCUGAGUCAGUCUUAUUUUGGAUCAGGAUCUGGUCUUUUUCACUAUGAACGUUUGGGUUGUCGUGGGGAUGAAAAGGUUUUAUUACAGUGUAAAACAAGGAAGUUUAUAACAAGUAAUUGUGGCCCAGGAGAUGAAGCUGGACUCAUCUGUGCUCCUCCACAGGGUUUAGGUGCUCCACUGAGGCUGGUAGGAGGCACUGAAGAAUUUGAGGGACGUGUGGAAGUGUACUACAAGGGAACGUGGGGAUCCAUCUGCGAUGAUCAGUGGGAUGACACUGAUGCCACAGUGGUGUGUCGACAACUGGGACUCAUGGGCACAGCAAAAGCUUGGUCUUGGGCUCAUUUUGGGACUGGCACUGGUCCUAUCCUAUUGGAUGACGUGGAGUGCACUGGCAAUGAGCUUUCAUUAGAUGAAUGUACUCAUGGUGGCUGGGGAAAACAUAACUGUGACCAUGUGGAGGAUGCUGGUGUGUCCUGUAACCCAUAUACUGAUGGAGUGGUACGAUUGGUUGGUGGGGACACUGUCUUACAAGGAAGGCUGGAGGUCUUUUAUGAUGGAAACUGGGGAUCAGUAUGUGAUGAUGGAUGGAGUGAUCUCAACUCAAUGGUAGUGUGUCAACAACUGGGUUUCAGAGGGAAAGCUUCUACCUCUCCAGAGGGAAUAUAUGGUAUUGGCUCAGGACUAAUACUGUUGGAUGAUGUGCGCUGCUCUGGAUCUGAGCGUUCCUUGCUCGACUGCUCUCACUCUGUCUUGGGACAACAUGAUUGCUCUCAUAGUGAAGAUGUGGGAGUGCAAUGUGAGACAGAGAUUAAGAGUAAUGAGAUACUAGAUAACACUCCAGAUACAGGUCUGCUCAUUCGCCUGGCAGAUGGAGAGUCCCAAAAGGAGGGACGAGUUGAGGUGUUCCAGAAUGGACAGUGGGGCACAGUAUGCGAUGAUGGCUGGACGGAUCGUGAUGCCACAGUAGUCUGCAGACAACUUGGGUUUGAAGGUCUUUCAAAGGCACGCUCCAUGGCUUACUUUGGGGAAGGUCAGGGUCCCAUUCACCUAGACAACGUGAAGUGCUCUGGGCACGAGCAGACCUUGAGACAAUGUGAGGCUCAGGAGCAAGACAAGCACAACUGUCGACAUAGUGAGGAUGCUGGAGUAAUCUGUGAAUAUUCUGAGGAGACGGUAUUGAGGAGCACAGAGGAACCAUUGGUCUGUGGUCAACAACCCAUUAUUCAGAGCAGAAAGAAGAGGAUCAUUGGUGGAGUCAAGUCACUCAGGGGUGGUUGGCCAUGGCAAGCUUCUCUCAGGCUCAAAUCUCAUCCUCAUUCUGCCAGGCCGUUGUGUGGAGCUACUCUGAUCAAUGCCUGCUGGGUGCUUACUGCAGCACAUUGCUUUAAGAGGUUUGGAACAGACCCAGCCAAUUACAUUGUACGGCUUGGUGAUUACCACACAGAUGUCCCAGAUGAAUUUGAAAGAGAGGUGGCUCUGGAAAAAGUCGUGACACAUAGCAGAUAUCACCUGCAGAGCAGCGACUAUGACAUUGCAGUGCUGCGAGUGCGUGGCAGGGAGGGAAACUGCAUUUCCUUUAACCCACACACUUCACCAGUUUGUCUUCCCCCACUCAAAGGCAACAAAGAAAGUAGAAACCUAAACAAAAAAUCAUCAGCUUGUGUUAUUACUGGCUGGGGUGAUACAGGAUCCUCUUAUUCUCGGACACUCUUACAGGGAUGGAUCCCAUUGCUCUCACCCCGCGUUUGCAAGAUACGCUAUGGAUGGCGCUUUACCCCCCGCAUGCUUUGUGCAGGAAGGCUUUCACAUAGAAAGAGAGUGGACAGCUGCCAAGGAGACAGUGGUGGUCCUCUAGUGUGCCCAGGAUUAAAUGGACAGUGGGUACUGACUGGAAUCACUUCAUGGGGACAUGGCUGUGGUCAACCUGAUUCACCAGGGGUGUACACCAGAGUAAGCAAAUUUCUACGGUGGAUUGAGAAAGUAACCAAUGGACAACAGGAUGUCAGAAGAAAUCUGUAGAUGAAACUGAGUAGAGGAUUAAGUGACAUCCAGGUCAAGACUAAAUGCUCUUUGAAUACCCUGGAUGUUUUGGGCUGUGUGCCAGCUAGGCAAAGGAUAACUGAAGCUCUGAAAUCAAAAUAAUAUAAAAGGACUUUUACAACCUGGGAACUGUCUUUCCAGUCAUUACCAUAUGGGUAUCAAUGACAAAACCAAGAGUCAGAAGCAAGCCUCAGAUGACAGCAGGAGUGAAAUAAAUAUUAUGCAGAAAUAGAUGUAUUUGGCUGAGGACUUAAGUCCUCAGUUCUCUUAAAGUUCUACAAUAUAGGUAAAUUGGUGCAGCAGUGCUGCACGCCCAUGUGCUGUUUCUGCGGGCAGCACUGUAUUGCGCUGAUAAUGUUCCAAUCUUCCAGCAUAACUUACUCAUUACACAGUUUCUAUAUCCUGUACUUCACACAUGCCUUUUAUCUUAGACCACACACCACUAAUUGGCCUUGUAUCAUGUGCAGCACACAGAUGAGCAUUUUCUCUUUUUACUAACACCCAGCCAAUAUAAACUGUAACACAAAAUACUGUGUCACUGUUCUUCACUAGAUACUUAUUACAGUAUAGUUUUGUUCAGUACUGGGCACCAAAUGCACUGUGCUCCUGUUUCAACUGUGUAUACUAACACCUCUGUGCCUGAUUAAGCCUCAGUCUUGUGAUGCAUACAAGUGACACAUUUUCUGCAUUGCUCACAAAUGAUCUUAAUACUAAUGCCUCUUACCUGCAUUGAAAGGCCAGAUUUUGAUAUUAAGGAGGAAAGGCUGGAGUGAUGCACAUAAUUCUACAUUGUAAUUGCCAAUAAAUUAAUACCACUGGGAAGUAAACACUGGUGUUAAAACAAAGAUGACUUUAGGCUUAACAAGAGGAGCUCUGAAAUUCACAGACUGUGACUUUCAGGUAAACACAAAGCCAGUCUUCAAAGAUACUUCUCCAAGUAUAAUGGAAAAUACCAAGAUAGAGUGCUUUAAUCUUUAUUAAGCUCUGUACAAAACAGUCACUGAAACUGACUGUAGAUAUACACUGGUAUAAUGGUAAGAGGUUACAAAGAAAAAAGGUGUCUGACAAGCUCCUGAAAUUGAGACACUAAUUGAGACUAAACUGUUUAGUAUUUGCUUAUUUUUCUUUUGUCUUGGAAAUUUCAUGAUGAAAACUGGCAUGGUUUACAGCAUACCACUACAAAGAAUUAUGAAUUAUGAGAAAAAAAAAAGAUUUGCUGGGGCAUUUCACUUGCAACUACUUUUUUUUUUUUAUCACUGCACUGUCCACAACCGAAAAAUAUGCAACAGGUACUUUAGACAACCUCUUUAUUGCACUAUACCAUUACCUUUUUGAAUAAUGCAACGAGAGAGAAAAUUUAAAUGUUUUUAAAGGAUUAAAACCUAUUUGUAUUUUAACAGUCCUUUUCAUGAUCUGCUAAUAUUCAUGUCGCAAGUCACUACACCAUGCCUUAUGACAAUGACAUGGCACAGGAAAGCUUGUCUGUCUGUAUAUGUCUACAUUUUUACCCAUGCAUCCUACAUGGUAUAUUCUUCGUUUUGGUUUUAAUGUCAACAUUUCCUUACAGUUUACUCAAUUCAGACUAAUAAGCACUACAUCUUAUUAAAGUCAUAUACCAACUCCUCUACCCAUUAAACAUGCUCAUUUUCCAACUCCAAAUAGUGUCUUGAUUGCUGGGCCCACUCAUAUAAGCAUCAGCAAUAGUAAACAGUUUACAUAUUGCCUUGUCAGUAUCAAAGAAAAUGUUAGCAAGUCUGUCCCUGCAUUGUACCUAGGACUAGGCUGAGUAAAGCAGGCAAUGUGUCAUGAGUAGUGAUACAAAUUUACAUUAAGUGAUAUCUGCUGGAUUUUAACAACCUUUCAAUCAUUGAGCACCUAACGGAGUUUAAAGUUAAUCCAUAUAAAUCAUAAAUGUGACACUUUUCACUACUUUUUAGUCUAUUCAAUUUACCUUCUAUUGGGACACUAUACGUUGAGGCCUUCUUAGCUUACCUUCAUUACUGUUCAUUUACAAUCCCACUAUGUUUACAUGUUUCUAACAGAUAUGUAGCCCACUAUCGCUGUCAUAAAUGGACAUGUUGCUAGACAUACUGUGGCACCUGGGAAAAACUAGGUCAGCUUAUGAUGAGUUGUGAGGAAAUGGUCAAAAGAUUAGAUAGAUAGAUAGAUACUUUAUUAAUCCCAAGGGGAAAUUCACAAAUUAGAUUAGAAGAUUAGAAGAAAACUGUGAUUUUACUCUCUUCACCAUUUAAGACCUUCAAAUGUAAAUUAAAAAAUAUUUUACAGAUAUUCUGCAUUUACUUUUACCACAUACUGAUUUUGUCACCCCUGCAACUGCUCUGUACUGUAUAGAUGUUGCUGCCUGUAUUGCACUGGCAGCAGUCAAAAAGUAAAACACUAAGCAAUAAUUUCUAAAUUGUAUUUUAGGCACAACAAGGCAAACAUACAGAGGUAGAGUAGCACAACAGUGGAAAAAAGGCUAUAGUAGCCCCCUAACCUAAAAGGAGUUUUAAAAGGCAUAGCUGACUAAACGGGGACUGGCUUGUCCAUGCUCCUCCAUGCAUUAGUUACUUAAGAA